Notodromas monacha is the source of this 925-nucleotide messenger RNA. The record is from the annotation of a GenBank genome assembly. Lineage: Eukaryota; Metazoa; Arthropoda; Ostracoda; Podocopida; Cyprididae.
AUGCUUUGUUUAUUCCAAAGGAAGGAAGCAUAUGAUCGUUUCCCUGUUCCAAAGGAUUGCGGAGGAGUUGACUACGAAGUCAUAUGCUCCGACCUGGCAUCGUGUCUACGAAAAAAUCCACCGCCAGAUUUAAGCAUGGAGUCAUCAGCUUCCUUGAAAGCCACCAAGAAAAUUCAGAACAGUCCCUACAAUGCGUCUGCGUUCACCAAAAAUCACGUGAGAAGAGUUGAAGAAGCUUUGGGGGAGUUUCGUUGCAAUCAAAAUGAGAGCCCGUUCAAGACGGAUCAAGAUCUACUUGAAGAUGAGCCGAAGUUAAUUUUAGAUGCGACUGGUCGAGUUGGAGAUGAGGUUCUAGCUGCUUCACCUGGACUGAGGCACAUCGACCUAGUGGACAAUGAACAAUCUGCUUACGAGUUUGGGAAGAAAAUGGGUUUCAAGCAGGCAACAAAACUGAGGUUGAAUCAAGCAUUGAAAGACGACACGAAAACUGGUCACUUCAAGACAUUCCUGGAUACAUUUAUCCGACGCUGAAUAUACCUGGAUAGAAUGUCCCAUGGACUGGCGAAUAACUUCUGCAGACUGGCACUGGUCCAUGGACCACAGAUUCAUCUAUCUCAAGACAACCGCAUUUAACGAACUGACAAUUUGAUGACGCUACGGACACUCUCAACUCAUCGCUGUUUCAAAAGUGAACGUCAUUAAAUUUGACUUUGAAUUUAUGGCGCGCAUCUGUCACUGGUUUUCUUGUAUGAGUCUUCUUAUGUGACAUACAUUUAACAAAUAAAGCCGUUUUUUAGCCUGGCAUUGGCUCAUACUUUACUCAUGAGUGUCUCAAGGAUUUUCAGUUCUUGAGGCUAAUAUUUGUGCGGUUGUCUCUCCGGAAAAUGUCCGUCCGACAUUGAAAUUAAAGAAAGCGUAUCCAGGA